AUGGAUAUUAUGGAAAUGCAGUAUGGUGGGUAUGAUAAGGUUGGAUUUACAACAAGGGACUUGUAUAAUUUCUGUCGUCGCAAUAAGGUGGAGACAAUUGCUGCUGGUGAUGCUCAAACAAUCAUCAGUUACCUGACAGAGUGCAGACGUAGGGAUCCUGAUUUCUUCUUCGACUACAAGACUGAUGGGAAAGGGCACCUCAAAGGACUGCUCUGGUGUGAUAGUCAAUGUCGGCUUGAUUAUGCAGCAUUUGGUGAUGUCAUCGUAUUUGAUAGCACGACAUUCUCUGAUGCCAUGGUUCAGAAGCAUCCUGUUUCCGUGAUCACUGAUGGAGACCUUGCUAUGCAGAGAGCAAUCGGGCUGGUGUGGCCGAAUUCAUCGCAUAGGCUAUGCAUAUGGCAUAUUGAGCAGAACAUUGUGCGUAAUCUGCAUGUUGAUGGUGUGAAGGCUGAUUUCAGUAAUGAAGCGAAUCUGGACUUUGAAGCAUCAAAUUCUUUGCCAUGCUUAGAACCAGAUGCUUCAAUUAUUGAGAAAGAGGCUACGAAAUCGUUCACACCAAGAAUUUUUGCCAUGGUGCAGUUCAGCAUAAAAGCAGUCAAAAAGUGUUUUGCGAGAGAGAUUCUAGAUGACUAUGAUGCGAUUAAGUAUAUUGUUGGUAGGGAGGAUAAAGGAGACAGAGAAUACCAUGUGGAAUGUGAGAUAUGUGUUGAUGAAGGCAAUCUGAAGGGAAUUUCUUGUUCUUGUCUUAAGUUGCAGUCCCUUGGAACCCCCUGCUCACACAUCUUCUUUGUAUUGGGAUAUCGCAAAGAACACGUGCUUCCAGGCUGCUGUGUUUUGAAAAGGUGGACAAGGGGGGCCAAGAGUGCAUUUCCUCCUAUAAGGAAGAGCACCAUGUAUGACUAUUCCUAUAGCCUACAGAGGUACCAUGAGCUACGCAAUAUCAGUCACACUGCAUCCUUUGUAGCAUCUCGUUCAUCUGAAGCAUAUGAGCGGCUGAAACGUGCUCCUAUAAGGAAGAGCACCAUGUAUGACUAUUCCUAUAGCCUACAGAGGUACCAUGAGCUACGCAAUAUCAGUCACACUGCAUCCUUUGUAGCAUCUCGUUCAUCUGAAGCAUAUGAGCGGCUGAAACGUGUUCUGCAUGAGGAAACUGCUAUGAUCCUGCCAAACGGAGGAGAGAAUGGAGACAAUAGGUAUGGUCCGAUGCUGCCGCAAUGCCUGGAUGUUGAUUCUGUAGAGUCUAGAAAUGUCUUGGAUCCCAUGCAUGUUCUUGGCAGAGGGGCCUCAAAGAAAAAGUUGAAGUCAGUUUCAAAUAAGAAGAGAUCUAAGGUGAAAUGUACCCUGUGUAAGGGUGAGGGUCACAAUCGGCGAACAUGCUCCAUGAGAGAAGAGAGGAUCUGUACUUACCUAGAUAGCGAUCUAUCCCUGUAUUGUGGAGAUUAUUCUGAAGCAAGUUUCACCUGCAAGGCACUGUCUUCAUUAGAUAAAAAAGAGGAUGCUCUAGCUGCAUGGAAGCAAGGAUAUGAAAUCGCUCUCCGUGACACCACAGACUUGAAACAAUUGCUUGAGCUGGAAGAAUUGGUUUCUUCUGUUAAAAUUUGUGAGACAACCGAGUCUGCAGACCAUGUCAUGGACACAUCGACUUGUGAUACCAAAGUUGUUAUCUCUGAAGAUCGUGUUGCUGACAAGUCGCUCGCUGCAACUACAAUGGCUGAUACAUUUUUUUUUAUCUACCUCUUCUGUUAUUCCAAUAAGGUUCCAAACUACUCUUAG
Miscanthus lutarioriparius is the source of this 1773-nucleotide messenger RNA. The record is from the annotation of a GenBank genome assembly. NCBI's taxonomy places the organism in Eukaryota, Viridiplantae, Streptophyta, Magnoliopsida, Poales, Poaceae.